This is a messenger RNA of Lepisosteus oculatus (spotted gar), 3975 nucleotides long. It is a transcript of the gene coro1ca, whose product is annotated as coronin, actin binding protein, 1Ca. The record is from RefSeq and is a predicted model, not a curated record. Lineage: Eukaryota; Metazoa; Chordata; Actinopteri; Semionotiformes; Lepisosteidae. Gene Ontology annotation, molecular function: actin filament binding. Gene Ontology annotation, biological process: neural crest cell migration; actin filament organization.
AGAGCACGGAUCGGGGAACUCAUCACGACUCAGCAGAAGCCAAAGGAAGGUCGAGGACUGCUUCAGAGCACAGAGAAAACACAUUAGGGGCUCAGAUGGCUCAGGAAGGGACGAGUGAACAAUUGUACCCACAGGAGGAUCAGGAUGUGAAUAGCCACUGCCAUUUAGACCACGAGAAAGCAGAAUGUACAAGCUUAGCCGAGGAGGUAUCGUCCACCUCUGAUCCAAUGGUAAUGUACUUGAAGGAGCAAACGGAGAAGGGGCCUCAGGCAGACACUCCUUUCAUCCCUCAGGAAAGGGUAACGGAGGACAACAAGGAGGACUUGAAGCCUGCUGAGAAUGAAACUGGGGGUGAAGCCUGCCCCCACGACAGGAAGACACAGUGGGAGACCAGCCCAUGUUCAUGCACGCAGGUGGAAGAUCGAAAGGUGGGAAACGGUUUGACAAUGGGAAGGGCAACGGCAAAAAGCUCUACACUGACCAUUCAGUUGUCAGGAGAAGAUCAUCCGCAUGGGAAAUGUUCAAAAGAGGAAAAACAUCCAUCGCCAGAGCUCUUAGGAGAACAAUCCAGCUGGGCAGCCAAAGCAGGAGAGCUUCAGGAUUCCCUGUUAGUGAUCCAAGAAACCACUAUGGCAGAAGCACAUGAUCCUACAGGUGCAGAUCAAUCCCUUGAAAGUGAAGGAGAGUGUACUCCGGAGAUACCAAGCUGUCUGAAAAAUCAAAAGGUUUCUGAAGUGUCACCCGGUUUCCAGGGACAGGGAACCAAUGAUGACCAGAGAGGAGACAUUCAGGUUAAUGACAGCACUGAAUCUCCAGUGGAUGCAGGGACCUCUGAAACCCUCCUAGGUAAUGUGGACUCCGCGCCUAAUCAAUGCGAAGGCGUCAAGGGUGACAAGCAAAAUGUGGACUCAAAAGGGUUAUGCCACGAUGUAGAAACCCUCUAUGUCAAUCUUGCAUCUGGCCCAGAUAAAGGUGACACCAAACAUGGGGCAUCCUGCUUCAGCGAGAAGACAUCAAGCGAAUGCACAUCAGAAGACACCAGUUCAAGAUUCAUAACAGAGAAUGAUUCUGGUUUGAAAAUGAAGCCUGAUACCAUGGAACCCAUGAAGGUCUCAACUGAGCCCCAAAACACAACUACUCCAGGCAACCUGCACUGCAAAGAUGGGCCACACCAGCACAAAGGACUUCAGGUGCAGGAUAAAAAGACCAAGGAGGAGCUGCAAUUAGGAAGCUCAGAAAAGACCGACAUACAGGAUGGUCAAAAACAGCAUGAGGGGAUGAGAGACUCAGCUGGUGAGCAGGAGAAGAAGGUAAAUGUGGCACUAAUGAAAAAGGCCUUUGAUUCUCCCAAAAAGACCAAGGAAAAGGCUUGUGAGACAAAGAGCACUCCAAAGAAAGAUAUGUUCAGACGAGUUGUGCGCCAGAGCAAAUUCCGUCACGUCUUUGGCCAGGCGGUGAAGAACGACCAGUGUUACGAUGACAUCCGGGUGUCGCGGGUCACCUGGGACAGCUCCUUCUGUGCGGUCAACCCCAGAUUCGUUGCCAUAAUCAUCGAGGCCAGUGGAGGAGGGGCUUUCCUGGUUCUUCCACUGCACAAGACUGGAAGAAUCGACAAAGCCUACCCUACAGUGUGUGGCCACACAGGUCCAGUUUUGGAUAUUGACUGGUGCCCACACAAUGAUCAAGUCAUCGCCAGUGGGUCGGAGGAUUGCACUGUGAUGGUAUGGCAGAUUCCUGAGAAUGGGUUGACCAGCCCCCUCUCCGAGCCUGUCGUGGUCCUGGAAGGUCAUUCCAAGAGAGUGGGCAUUGUGAUGUGGCACCCUACGGCUCGCAAUGUGCUGCUCAGUGCUGGCUGUGACAACACGAUCAUCAUUUGGAAUGUGGGCACGGGAGACGCCAUGAUCCAGCUGGAGGACAUGCACACGGACAUGAUCUACAGUGUGUGCUGGAACCGAAACGGCAGCCUCCUCUGCACAGCCUGCAAGGACAAGAAAAUCCGGGUCAUCGAUCCACGCAAGGAGGAGAUCAUUGCGGAGAAGGACAAAGCCCAUGAAGGUGCUCGCCCUAUAAGAGCCAUCUUCCUGGCUGAUGGCAAUAUCUUCACCACAGGCUUCAGCCGCAUGAGUGAGCGACAGCUCGCUCUCUGGAACCCGCAAAACAUGGAUGAACCGAUUUCGGUGCAUGAAAUGGAUACCAGUAAUGGAGUUCUCCUGCCUUUCUACGAUCCCGACACCAAUGUGGUGUAUUUGUGUGGAAAGGGUGACAGCAGCAUUCGCUACUUUGAGAUCACAGAUGAAGCCCCCUUUGUCCAUUACCUCAACACCUUUACCACCAAGGAGCCACAGCGAGGCAUGGGCUACAUGCCCAAGAGAGGACUGGAUGUGAACAAGUGUGAGAUUGCCAGGUUUUAUAAGUUGCAUGAGAGAAAAUGUGAGCCCAUCAUCAUGACUGUGCCCAGAAAGUCGGACCUUUUCCAGGAUGACCUCUACCCGGACACGGCUGGCCCGGACUGCUCCCUGGAGGCCGAGGAGUGGUUCGAGGGCAAGAACGCGGACCCCAUCCUCAUCUCUCUCAAGCAAGGCUACAUCCCCGGGAAGAACCGGGAGCUCAAAGUGGUCAAGAAGAACAUCUUGGACAAUAAGCUGAACAAGAAGGCAGAGCACACGGGCCUGGCUCACAAGACCCCCUCUGCCACUCCCUCAAUACAAAAUGAAGCCAAGAUGGACGAGGUCCUUAAAGAAAUCAAAUCCCUUAAGGACCUCGUUAGCAGUCAAGAGAAGCGAAUCGCCAAACUAGAAGAGCAAAUGUCCAAGAUUGCAAUCUGAGGACCCGCCCCUGCUACUGUUCAGGACGAUCCAUUGGCUGGGAGGAGGCAAGGUGGGCGGGGCACGUCACUGCCAGCCUUGAUGACGGUGUCCCGCCUGAAGCCGGUUGCCUAGCAAUGAUUCCAAGCAACAUUCCAAGAUGAACUUUUUUUCUUAUCCUUGCCCCCCACUAACACGGUGAAAACAAUUCUUGCAAUUAAUAUUCCAGCUUUUUAUUGAAAGUUUUCAUACAUUUUAAUAAGUGGCAAUCUGACUCUUUUUUUUUUUGUUGUUGAAAAGUCUGAUUUUUUUUUUAUUUUUAAUUGUGACCAAGAAAAAUCUGAUGUGAACAGUUUGUACUUACUGUGUUAUACCCAGAUGUUUUAUAUGUAGCUAUCAGUAUUGCAUUUUUCCCUUAAUUUCUUAUUGCCAAAUCUUAAAGGAGUUCUGUUUACACACCUCCUUGACAGUAUUUUUCUUUGCUAUUAUUUGCAUUCAAAAGACAAAACAUAAGGGACAAUGCAAUAGGAUGGUAUUGUUUAAAGAAGGGGGGUGUUUUUUGCGGUCAAUUAAACUGUCUAAAGAAAACCAUUUCCUGAAUGGGGAGGAAUCAAAUUGAAAUUGAUGUUUGUUUAUUGCCAUUAUUGCUUGGGGUACGGUAUUGAAAAGCUUAAGGAAUCCAUGAUCCUUUUUGCUGUAAAUGUUUUUUUGCAAACUAGCAUCCCCAAGACUAUACAAAAUAGGCAUCUUUAGAUUUUUUUCAGUGGAUCAUAUUCUAAGGGAUCAAAUGUCUUGCCACAUGCUUCCCAUCAAAUUCUGACAACAGUCUGUGCAUGCAAUAAAGAUUUUACUCAUUCAAAACAGUCUUCUCCACAAUAAAUCUCUUUAAAGUUGUAUUAAUCUCUUUUCAUUAGCCUUCUCUGUCCUAUAUACCUUGAUCUCAAGCCAGUUUAAAAACUGAUAACUGGUAGCAAGAUACCGUUCACAACCUGAUGGCUAUUGUGGUUACUUUAUGCUUUAUGUUGAUUUUUUUAGCAUUGUUUUUUUAUUAUUUUUUUAAAGCUGGGUCUCUGAUCAAAUUUUCAAUAUUAUAGUCCCUGUGAAUUGUAACAUAAAUGACAAAAGUUGUAUUUAACAUCCUUCUGAAAAAAUAAAUUGAGGAUAAGUGUAA